CAUUCAUGAUUCAGUCAUAGCGCUUUCUGUUUAUUACUUUCAAAAGUGUCUGGGUGAAGAGAGGCCAUUGUUUUGUGACGGCGAGGACAUACUACCUGUGGUCUAUUGUUAGUUACUCCUGUGACUAAUGGGCUGGGAAACAGAAUGCCAGAUGACCCUUUGGUUAAUGAUUUUGCCUGUCGUGUUGAAUGAUGAAGAUUUAGCCAAAUAGUGUCUUUGAGGAAGACGAUUCUUCGUGCUGCCAUGGCUGGGUCUCGCCGAAUCACUGGGCAGUGUUGUCAGCCGCUGGUUGACGAGUUGGACAAUUACUUGGAACGAGUCGGAGAUGAAACCACCGAGGAGCAAACUGAAGUGCUGACAUCUAGUGACAUCAAAUUCGUCACAAGGCUGUUGCAAAUUUGGCUGAAACGAUCUUGUCCCUGCUUCGGCCACCGUGCGGAGGACAUAUCACGUGUGUGUGUUGACUUUGUGGCCAGCGCUGUUGAAAAAUUGAAGUUGAUCGCUAAAGCAGAUUUGACUGCUGGCGGAGUACAGGAUGAUCUGAUACUGCUGAGAGAUAUGACGGAGGGAAUGGUUUUGCUGGUGAAUGAACCCAUGCUCCUCCUCAUUUCCAUGCCAAUCAGCAAUCGGAAGCCGCUGCAGACACUGAGUGAAGAGGAAUACCAUCAACUGCAGGGGCUGUGCUACAUGUCAUCAUCAUCCGGUGAAAUGAGUCCGUACUUGGGCAAGAUCAUGUGUACGCUAUACACACAAGGUUUCUUUGAAGGCAUUAGUGCGAUCACGCAGCUGCCCCAUGCAGCUACGCAUUUGCCCUCCCAUCUUGUUUUGGGCCUUGUGGAUAUUGUCAGCUUGGUGCGGGAACACCUGCAGGCGUCCGUUUGUACCAGUGUGAUCAGGGCGAUGCGAGCACCAGUUUUCAAGUACUUUAUCAGCUUAUCAGAUGACAAGUUACGUUGUCACUCUCAGUUCGACUUCAUUGAGCGAUUGCAAGCUAGACUUAAGAUGCCAGGACCACUCCCACCCGAUGAAGGUCAGCUUGCUUUGGCGUUAACGUUGCGCUACUUGCGCUCAGAGUUCAUCAACAUUCGAUUUUCUGCAAUGCACAGUUUGCUGUUCAUGAUAAGGUCCUUCCAAUUUAUGGACAAAGAAAUUGUCCGAUUCCAUGCCAACUCAGCGUCACGCGAGCUUGCGGUCUGGAUGGUUGAUAAUCGAAUUGUGGAGCUGCUGUUUGGGCCAGAUCUUCAUGUGGAGCUUGUCAAACUCUGCCCGGGUCUGCUCCUGUUCAUGGCAACCCAGGGAUGCAUGCAGCGCAAGCAGCUCGAGAGCAUCUGGCGCAGCACUCGCAUCCAACACAGCUGCCGUGCCGCCCACGAUGCUCUCUUGGGCAUCUACAAGUCGUUGUCACGGGACUGCCAUCAGUUCCUGAUCGAGGAGCAUCAGCGACUGUCGCCAUCCACCAUGACAGCACUUGACGUCCAGCUACUGGCUUAUGUAACACAAGAACUCAUGCUACAGCAAAGGCGUGCACGACAGGUCGUAUGCAAGAACAACAACAAUGUAUGCAGCACCAGCAAUAUGGUGACUGUUAAGCCUAUAUUGGUACCAGUAGACACUGCUGCAAUCUUAGCUAAUCAACCAACACCUGAAUCGGGUGAGCUGGAGGAUGCUGACGAUGAGCGAAAGUCGGGAGAAGACAUGGAUGUGGAUCAACAGGCUGAUGUCGCUGCAGGAAAUACACCAUCGGCAUCGCCCGAUGUUGGGGCAGAGCGAUCGCGCUCGCCUCAUCUUACCCGCAGUGACUCGGUCGAAUGGCCAGUCGAGCCUCAGUCUGGUAUAAUUGCUUAUGAAAAGAACUUGUCCAAGAGCAAAGCAACCAAUAUGCGACCAACGGCUGUGAUUGGGCCCAUGCGGCCCACAGCUAUGACUUCAGCUAUGGUAGAAGACGACUCUGAUCUGUCAUCGGGUGAAUCUGAGUCUGACAUUGACGAGCUUGUGUCUUUAUCGCCUGGUCCCCCACCUGGCUUUUACCGAAGAACUGCCAAUCUUGCUUCAAAUUUGGCCAUUCAGCGCUUAUUGCAGCCGCCCAGCCCUGGUGAUACAGAGGAGGCGAAGGUGUGGCCAGAUGGCCUUGCGGUUCUCUGGAAAGUGGCACAAGAUCUCGAUGUCGAUAGUGGGGUGGCGAAGGAGGCUCUCGUUCACUUUAUUCAGUGUUUGGUGAACACUUGCGCUCGUGAAUCCACCUACUUCAAUUCCUUUGUGGAGGAAUGCCUACAGAACAUUGCUGCCAAUAAGUCGGUUGAAGCAUCCCUUAAUGUACUGAAGGCGAUUGUGGAAAAACGACGUCUUAGCUUGCAGGAACAAGAGCCUCGCAUUAUGGACAGUCUGUUUCAGAACAUAGAAACGUUCUUGAAGAUGCCUGGCGUCGACCACGGGCCAGGACUAGGUGUGCGGCUUCACUUCCUGUCUGAUGUAUUUAGCGUUUCCGAGGCACGCGACAUUGCUGUCUCCAAGGAGCAGCUGGCGAUGCUGUUCUCGUCUAUGCCAUGCCAGGCGUGCUACCAUAUCCUGUUUGCUUGGAUGACACGCGACCUGGACAAGCCCGGACACAGCCGUCUGCUCUCCCCGGACGCACUCUGUCCACUCUUCACGCAGCUGAUGAUGGACGUACCUCUGGAUGCCAUCAAUGAAGGUGCGCUAUCUGUAAUCCAGCAACUGAUAUCGAUUAAUGAAGGUGAAGAGCGAUUUAUGGACCAGUCUAAAGCUCAGGACUGCAUGCUCAUUCACUAUUGGCGUGUGGUGAAGCAUGCACAACUGAACACCAGUCUUAAAGCCAGCCAAGAGCUUACAGAGAUCUACGUUAACAAUGAUGGCCUGGAUGGUAAGGAUUUGCUGGAGCGCUGUAUGACGUUGUUCGAGACAGCCGGCGCUGACAUAUGCAAGGAACCUGAAGAAUCUGUGAGACUGGUACUCAGAGGCACAAAUUUGAUUAUCCGGUACUUCUAUCAAUUCAGGAAAAGGUUUGCUUAUCACAUGCGCCUGAAAGAGUUGAGUGGAGAGUUGGCCGCUCUGCCUCCCGUGGGUGUACUGCAGCCACAGUUUGAUGUUGGUUGGCCAAUUGCUGAUAAUCACAAGACAUUCCACUUGCGAGCUGACACCCUUUUGUGUGAGCUUCGAGCGGAAGUCUUACACUUUUGCCGAACAAAUCCGACCACCAUGAAUGGUAUUCGCUGCGAUGGUGAGGAGCCUGAGUUUCUCAAAAUCUGCGCUGAUGGCAGUGAACUUCGUGUGGAGCAUGACAAUAGGCAACUGCAAGAGCUUGGCUUCACCCGUGCUCAGACUAUCAGUGUCCGCCCAGUACGCAGAGCUUCAAUGCACCGUAGAUUGAUUAGCAACCAGAGCUACAUUCCUGAACCGCCACCACUGGAUGCCAUUCCCGCCAUGAUCCUUUGCAAUACACGACAUGUGGAGAUUCUAGUCACGCUCUUGCAGACACUGCACGACCAUUUCCGGGCCAGUGAGGCGAGCCAAGAGGACGUUUCGCUCAUGCAGGACUUGUACCGAGUGCUGCAAAGCAUUCCCGUUCUGGAGUCUACGGAGAUGUCCAUAAUGCACCUGGACGUGGACUGGUCUGAUGUCCUGGACCCUAACAAGCCGUUUCAAAGCAACCUGUACCUGCACGCCAUCUCUCAGCUGUGUGCCAGUGGCAUGUCCAGAGGCCUUCGCAAGUUAGGCUUGCGCGAUCUAGACUCGUGGGAAGUCGACCGCUGGAGAGGAGCGUUCGUUUCUAGUGGUGGCAUGGCCCAGCUGCUUAACUUUCUGCGAUCAGACACACUAGUUUGUCCAGUGUGCUCCUCGAAGUCUCAGGGUAACGCAGCAGAAGUGAGCACCCAUGCUGAGCCAUUGCAGGAAGCACAGCAAACUACCGGGAACCCCUGGGCGGCAUCUUGCUGUCCACAACCAGUCUGGCUUCAGGAGUGGCGGCAAACCACCGUCCAGUACCUUAUUCAAGCCAUCUCUUGCAUGGCACCGAGUGUGCAGGUGGCAAUGCCACGUCCAGCACCGGCAGCGGGUAAAGAUGCAGCUCAAGUACAAGGAUCAGUGGAAGAAAUUGAUGAUGAUGAUUUACCUGACACUGAACCCUACGACGUGGACGCAGAAGCUGACAGUUCGACUGACGUUGGCAAUGACAGCACACGCCCUGCUUCUGCCACCGCUGCUUCUCCUGGAAAGAACGCCGCUUUGCCUGCGUCGCCUGAAAGCACACGGCUGGAGCAGCAACAUCGCUCAAUCUUUCACCCUGUAUUCCUAAAUCUGCUUGAAGAGGAUAACUUCGCUUGCUUCACGGCCAUCUUACAUUGCAUCGAGCAGCUAGCCACCCACUGCACUACCAAUACUGCACAGGGCUCUGUUACAGAUCUGCACCACAUGUUCAGAAAAUGGACGCAGUGCCGCACGCAACUCCUCGAACAGUUGUCUGCCUUUCCCAAUCUCUCAGCAUGGCUGCAUACAGUGCUUGUGACAUGUUCCUCACCGUCAAUGCGAACGACUGUCUCGGAGAUCUUAUUAGGCCUCAUCUCGCGGGCGACGAAAGCUGAUGCGGCUAGUGCUUCAACACGAGACCAUGUCUUGAAGUUUGUCAAAUGCCUGUUGGCAGUCGUCGACCACGUUUCAGCUCACAACGAAGAGGCACAGACGUUGCUAGACUUCAUAUCCCUGAGCUUGAGUGUGUGCUUUGACGUGCAGAUGCGAUCUCUGUUGCCCGACGACUAUGUGCUCUCUCAGCUGCAGCGCCGUUUGCCCAAGUGCGAUGAGGCGAUGGUGAGGCUGUACAGUGACAGCUCGCGCUCACUUACCAACGCCGUGUUGUGCGUGUCUCUGCUCCAGCACUGCACGCCUAGCCAGCCAGCAACGACUCGCAGGUACUACCAGCAGCUUUUCUCCAUCUUCUACAGCGCUCUCUUUGGCUUUAGUACGGCCCGGGUGGAGCUGACACCACACCUCAAGGCACUGAAAGCCAUCCACAAUCCGGCAGAGGCACAUAAGAAUGUGGAACCAUCUUCUAGUGAUCUAGCCAUGGAAGUUGACGAGGGUGAGAUUGGUAGUGAUGGCAGUGAUUCCAAUGAAGACUGCCUCGUGCGUGGCGAUCUGCCUCUUGUACGGAAGUCGUUCUUCAGGCGGCAGAUUUACAGGGCACUGCGGCAGGUUUUCUCAAAGUCGCUGGAGCUGGUGCCGGCGUGCAUGCGUCACCUGGAACGCUACUUGUCCGCUGAGCUUCACCCGGGCUAUGCGUGGCGGUACGAUCCGCAAGAGGAGUUCCGGCAGGCCGGCGUGCCCUACUCUGGCUUGGUCAACCUGGGAGCCACGUGCUACAUGGCAAGUUGCCUUCAGCAGCUGUUCAUGGUCCCCGAGCUGCGCCACGCCAUACUGACACUCCGAGUGACUGAUCACCAGCCGCAUGCUGCAAUGCUGAGAGAGCUUCAAGGUCUCUUUGUGCAGCUGUCGUAUGGUACAUGGCGUGCAUACUCACCCAUCGAGCUGUCCAAGAUCUACCGCCUUGCUGGCAAUCUGCUGAACGUGCAUGAGCAGACGGACAUGGGUGAGUUCUUCACCGACUUGGUCAGCAAGCUUGAAGAAAGCUCGCCACACCUGGCCAGAAGCGUGAACGGUGUGUGCCGUGGCAAGCUCAGCAGCAGCAUUGUGUCGCGUGAUUGUCCGCACAUCUCCUUCACGGAGGAGUCGUUCUUCCUAGUGCGCUGUCCCGUCGAGAACAUGGUGUCGCUUGACCGCAGUCUGACAUCGGUGGUGAGUGCCGAUGCCCUGGAAGGAGACAACAAGUACAUAUGCAGCAAGUGCCCCGAGGGCAGUCAAAGAGUAGCUGCUGACAAGCGCACCUCCUUCCGGCAGCUGCCGCCGUUCCUGUGUCUAAACCCGCAGCGCUACGAGUUCAAUAUGAUCUUGAUGCAGAAAGAGAAGGUGAACAGUUACUUUGAGUUCCCGACCAAGCUGAACAUGCUGCCGUACACUGAGCAAUACCUGCUCGGUGAUCGUGCUGCAGCUGACAACAGCAGUCCUGACCGUCGGAGUGGUGGGCGUAACGACGACGAUACCAAGGACAACCAGCAAGCACCGGUAUGUUAUGACUACGAGCUAGUGGGAGUAACAGUACACACGGGCACUGCCGAUGGCGGCCAUUACUACAGCUUUAUCCGCGAUCGCUAUGGCAGCGACGAGUGGUACAAUUUCAAUGAUACAGAGGUGCGUCCGUUUACCAUUGCCAACCUGGAGGCUGAGUGCUAUGGUGGCCAAAUGACGACGGCAAGCCACUCCAACAAGCCGCCGCAGGAGAAGAGCAACAGUGCGUACAUGCUGUUCUAUGAGCGGUGUGACAUACUAUCUGCUCGGCACAUUGUGCCUCUGGAACAGAUUCAGCCGAGCAUUCCGGCAUCUCUACUGCUGCGUACAGCUAUUGCAAACACAAUGCUGGAACACCGGUCACACUUGUUUGAUCAUCAAUUUCAUGAGCACAUGGGUACUUUGGUCACGGCAGUGCUUGAUCGUCUAAAACAGCAACCGUCCGUAUUUGGAGUGAGCCUGGCAGAUGUUGUCCUGUUCAGCUUGUCCUACCUGCUAGAGCUGCUGGUGCAUGCAGCAUCUGUGGAAGAUACCUAUGUGCUUGACUGGUUCAAAAUGACAACAAAGCAUGUGAAUGGUAACCCCGAGCUGAGUCGCAGUUUCCUCCAGGCACUGACCCAGCCGGGUUGCAUGUGGCUGAAGAAAAUGUUUGUGCUAUGCUCAAACGAACACUACCGUGAACGCUUUUCUCGCCUACUGCUCUGUGCGGUGAGAACUGUCCGCGAGGAAGACCUGUCUAUGUACAACCGCGAACGAGUUGACGGAUGUGUGGAUGGGGAGAAUGCUGGCGACAUUGCAGGUGGAAUCGGGCUGCCAGCUGAGACUCUGAAGGAUGAGAACCUGACGAAAACCUCUUUGACAGGCAAGGUGAUCGUCUGUUUGCGCGACUUGCUGUGCACAACUGAUGCCACUAAUGAGCAUCUUGUGGAGUAUUUUAAGUGUGUACACGACUUCGUCUUGCUAGGUGAGCCUGAGCUGUGGCUCUUCCUGGCCAGUGGCUUCCUGAAUCAAAUCGUUUGCUACUACCUCAAUGAGUCUAUCAACGAAGAGAUCUUUGAAAUAAUCUUGUCGGAUCAGCGCAAGGUGAGCCUAUCGCACCACCUGAUGGCCAGGUUAGUGCUGGAGCUGGUGCUGCGUUGUGGUCUGCAGCAAUGGGGCUUGACUCGGUCCGACUUGCUGGCUGUUUAUAGUGAUCAGACAGUAGGUGAACCAUCGUUCGCCUUCAUUGCCAAACUCAUGCAGAAGAAGGUGGAUCCAGUCACGAUUGGACACCUGGUCAUGGCUGCGAUGGACUUGGAGCAGGAUGAUUGCAUGAAGGCCUUGCCGCAUAAGGUUUCCAGGCGCUUCCUUGGCAAUCCUGAAUGUCGCCCGGCGAUAAUUCAUGACAAACGAAUGUCAACAUCUCUGUCAGUGUUUGGACGCAUCUUGGAAGCGGAGCAUGCAAAGAUAUCGGGGACGCCGUUAGCUAAUCCUUCCCGCUGCCGAUUUGGAACAUUCACUACAGCGUUUGUGACUUGUCUCUUUCCCAGUAUGGAGGCGGCACCAGGCACUGUUCUGGACUGGUUGCUGCAAUGGUCCUUUCGCAUCCCAGCCUUGCAGAUCUACCUGAAGAAGAACUCGAACUGGGUCGAUGGCUAUCUGUUUCACCGGAACUCGUCGAUUCGCGCUGCUGCUGCCAAGCUGUUAUCCGUUCUGUUUGGAACUACAGCACUGACACGGGCAUUGGCCGCCUCAUUCCAUGUCACCGAUUGUUGCCAGGUUGACUGUAUCAACUUGACACGCGUCAGCACCGAGGAUAGGAACGUGCUGAGAGCGCUACUCCACCGUCUGCUCAAUUACAGGAAAACGCUGAAGUCCGUUGUGGAACGUGAUAAUGAUAAAUCCCAGCUCGUGGGCUAUUUCCAGCUUCUUGUUGCAGUGGUGAUCGAUGAAGAGGACCAAGAUGUCCUGACUGAUCACCUUAACGAGUUCGUUUCGCUCUGGUUUGACGUAUUCGCGAGCGAUACUUUAAGCAACAUCAGCUACAAUAAGCAAGCGCUGAUGUCCUUUUUGUUCAAGGCAUGCCACGGUCAUGAAGGGAACCUGCGCAGGUUCUUGGUGCUCAGCCGUAACGGUUCGGCCUUCCCCAGUGUACACAUCUACCUGAACAGUGACGAUCAUGAAUUAACCCAGUUCAACUGCAGUUUCCUGGAGGCUUAUUAUGGUCUAUUGCUUGAGCUGCUCAGGCACAGCACUGCCUUUGCGCAGAUGUGCAUCACCCAUGAGAACAUGGAAUUUGCCUUCAAACAUAUUGUGCUGUUUCCAAGUAUCUACUCCUCGCUGCUAGAUGUUCUGCUGGGAGUGUUGUCGCUUUUUGCCGGUUCCUACUAUGACGAUGUUGACUCUGAUGCAUGCAGUUUGUUUCGCGAGCAGAUGCUGAAACUCUUCUUGAAUCUGAGCAUUCAUGGACAACUUUUCCACAUCCUACCCAGGUCUUGUGAAAGGAUUCAAAGCGUUUACCCGCCGAGGCGAAUUCUUUUUGAACCUCACAAACUACUUGUGUGCGCACAGUUCUCCUGAUUUACGUCAUCACUGUUUGGGUAUUUUGAAUGCUGCACUUGAAGUGUACGGUUCUGAGGACUAUAAAUAUGAGCUGCUGACGUCGCUGCUGGAAAAGCUGUGGUCAGUGCACAACAAGUUUCACCAACAUCCGUUCCCACCUGUACCAGAGGGCCGAUACUUCCCGGCUCGAGGCAGCGUAAAGGCCGAUCCUGGUCCACCUUCAAUCUCAAGCAUUAAGAAUCUGUCGCCUGAGAUGCACAUUCACCACACACAUCUGCAGGCGCAACGGGGUGUUGACAGUGCCUAUGACCGGAAGCUAGAUGAAUUCUUCUUGCCCUACUAUGACCUUGUUGAUUUGGUGUGUCGCAAAUCCAUCAGUCAGUGCCAAGCGCAUGCGAAUAUAAUUCAGGCUGCAGCUAGUGUGGGUUCGCUGGUUGCUAUUGAAGGCAGCUCUCUGCACGCGCCUCACUUUGCCAAGCUGUGGGUUGAAUUACAUUCCGAGCAUGGUGAUGCCGACAAUGCAAGUGCAUCUCCGCAAUUGGACAACCUGUUAAGCGCCCUGUGGGAGGAGAACGCGGCAAAGGAGUACAUGCAGAAAGUUCUGGUUUCAGAGCGAUCCUCGCUGAAUCAACCUGAUAUCUAUCGCUUUGCUACAAUAUUCUACUCCAAGAUUUGGCGCAGUGAAGAUCCGGCAUCGAUCAUUGAGUCUCUGCAAGACUCUGUUCUUGCCAAUGCACAUGUUUUGGAAACGUUUGCUAACGCCACAUCGGCUCAGGUGGAUGCUCCUGUCUAUCAGUAUGCUGGGGAUCUCCUUGCUCUGGACAUCAUAGUCUAUAACGAGGAUAGUGGUCUUUCUGAUGCUCUACUGAACAAGCUGAAAAGUCUGCGUACCGCGUGCAACUCGAUUAAUUUAGAAGCACCCGGCGUGUCUGCAGAGAUUGAAAUGGAGGCAUGUGAAUGCGAAACUUCCCCGACCCAGGCAAGCAAGAAGCGGAAACAGCCGUUGAUAGACACGACUGAUGACAUCAGUCCUGCCAAGCGACCUUACUUUCGUGGCAAUAGUGUCAGUGAUAGCCCUGAUGGUGUUACUGCUGCUGCUGCUGCUGCUGCACCGGUAUGCAGUUCUGGCAAUGGUAGCAGUGAACACGACAAUGGUGACAAUGGGUGCGACGCUGACACUUCCUCACCCGAUACGGACAACAAUGGUCACAAUGAAUCCCGGUCUGGAGUGGAGAAUGUUCCCACCAAAUCCCCAGCCGGCGCAAAUGCUGCUGCGAAGGACGGUGACGGUGCUCCCCUGCCAGCUGUGGUUGUAAAUAGCGAACCGUUUGCUCCUGGUCAUCCAACCAUCGACCCGGAUAUGGUGGCGGCCGAUAUUGUUCUCUCACCCCAGUCAAUCAGCGACUCUGUUGCAGCUUCCGCCGCUAUGCAAUCACCGCAGAGUCCUGCAUCUCAUGUGAGCAGCGGUGGCAGCGCUGGCAGCUGUAGCAGUGGCAGCAGCAGCACAGCAACUACCACCUUGCCGCCGCCACCGCCGUCUCCUCGCACUCGCCACUUGCACAGUGCAAGCGGCGGUGGCUGCCUUGUUGUGCACUGGCCCGCUGUGCUGCUUGCCUUGCAGCGACUGACCGGAGGUGCGAGUGCAACGGCUGACCACUGAACUGUGCCUUGCUCGUCUCAUCUCUCCAUGCUCUACAGCCGGCUGCUAAAAUAGAGGCCAUUGUAAGAUAGUGUACUGUACAGCUACCACUCCCAUGGUCAUGAAUUUUACUCUUUCUGCCCGGCUUUCUCCGCAUUUCAAUACUCGUGCUGCUGCAGCUGUCCUUCCAUGUCUAUAGAUCCUCCUUUCUAUGAAGCUGCGUGAUGCGUCCUACAUAAUUAUAAACCGCCUUGCUGUUCAGCUUUUGUCACAUUUGCCAUUGUGUGCAUUUGUGUUGUGUGAAUUUGUAUGUUUGUGAAAUUAGUGUACAGUCAAUCCACCUUCUUCGUCCAUCUGUACAUUCUACUCCCUUACAAGCUCACUUUUUUUUAACGCAGCUGAACAGAACAGGAUUCCGUCUCUCUCUCUCUCUCUCUCUCUCUCUCUCUCUCUCUCUCUCUCUCUCUCUCUCUCUCUCUCUCUCUCUCUCUCUUUCAUGAAGGUUUGCAUGCAGCACCGACAGUGCGGCUGGCCCUCACUCAUCGUCGCACAUCCCCAUACACAUACAAUUGCCUUUUUUCUCCUUCUCAUGAAAUACAUUGUGUCCGUGUGUUCUGCGUAGCCGUAUUCCAGGAUGUAGCCUAUAGCUCAUCUUGUACACUCACCACUUCCACUCCCGAUUCUGACCUAAACUAUGCUCCUGCCCGUGAAUCCUGGAUGCACUAUAUUUUCAAGGUUACUCAUCUCUCUUUCCAUGUGCCGCAGCCGUUUUUUUAUCCCUUGUCCGUGUGCUAUAUACUGAUUUACCCCAAUUGUAUACUAUAUUGUCAUGUAUGUCUGUGUGUGCGCGUGUGUGUGUUUAUAUCGCUUUACCGUAUGGUUUACUACCACCACUUGGUACGAUGACUAUUGUUUUCGCUCUCCAAACAAGACGGAGUAUCGUCUUUCCAGUACCAGGGCUGCAGCUGCUAUUUUACAAUCUUUUUUUAAAGUGUUUUACGAGGAAGUGAUGUGUUUGCCAAGUAAA
This is a messenger RNA of Sycon ciliatum, 11339 nucleotides long. Its product is annotated as ubiquitin carboxyl-terminal hydrolase 34-like. Gene Ontology annotation, cellular component: cytosol; nucleus. The record is from RefSeq and is a predicted model, not a curated record. Gene Ontology annotation, molecular function: cysteine-type deubiquitinase activity. NCBI's taxonomy places the organism in Eukaryota, Metazoa, Porifera, Calcarea, Leucosolenida, Sycettidae. Gene Ontology annotation, biological process: protein deubiquitination.